Messenger RNA from Epinephelus fuscoguttatus (brown-marbled grouper), 7425 nucleotides. RefSeq names its product mitogen-activated protein kinase kinase kinase 10 (gene map3k10). The record is from RefSeq and is a predicted model, not a curated record. Bases 1902 to 5258 code for a protein of 1118 amino acids. Gene Ontology annotation, molecular function: ATP binding; protein binding; JUN kinase kinase kinase activity. Gene Ontology annotation, biological process: protein phosphorylation; positive regulation of apoptotic process. Lineage: Eukaryota; Metazoa; Chordata; Actinopteri; Perciformes; Serranidae. The transcript has 11 exons.
UUGUAGAUCAUUGACAGCAGAAGCACUUGUUCCCACGUAUGUGGACUGCGCCCCGGUGUAUUUGGAUGCAAAGUCAGCCCACAGACUGACAGCUCGGUGCUCGAAAUGUCACGUCUCUUUGGAGGAAAAGCCUGUCUGGAUACGGCGGAGCUCCGGACAGCUGGAUGAGCAGCACGGACAGAGACUCCCGGGAGCGUUUUAGGCUGUCGCCAAAUUGGGUUACUGACCUGGAUGGUCCCUCUUUACUCGGAUGCAACCACACGCCCAUGCGACGAUGUCGGUGGAUGUUGCUGCCCUCAGUGUCCAGGUUAGGUUACAGUAAACGCUAAUUGUUUACGUAUUAUAAUAAAGCUUUGGAGGGCGGAAGAAGAAAGCAAGGACUGGGUACGCACAAUAUUUUGUGUGCAUAACAAAUAGCUAUAUUAUUAUUAUUAUUAUGGGGGUCGAUCUAUUUCUAAGGGAAACAUGGAGCCUUCAUCGCCUUAUUUCAUCUGCUCCGCUCGGAUCACAGAUACUGUAAUGCUGCAAUGCCUCCAUGCAAGCCUUCGCUGACAAUAUUUUCCACCUUGUUGCCGCCGUGUGAUGCUUUCUGUCGCUCCUAAAGGAUCCGUGGACAUUUAAAAACCCUAGCUACUCGCUUGAUGAUCUGAAACUACCAUGCGUGCUCUCGAGGCUGCAGGAUAAUAAUGAUAGAUGCUGGCAUCCCUUUACUGUCUUCAGUGCAGGAGAGUUUCUUUUCUCACCGAGGACCCGUCACCAUCACAAAUGUAGCCCAGCAGAGGCGACUGAACCAGGCCGCUGCACAGAGACAGAGACGGAGGCGGGUUUGUUGUACUCAGACUUGGCUGGAUGCUGAACAUGGUGCCACUUCACAGCUCUGUCUGUACUGAAUACCUGCCGCCGUGCCGUCGGCUUGUAGCUGUAAUUCCCCAGCUGUCUUAAAAUGGACGGGGCCCUUUUGAUAAAAGCUAUUCGUGGACGUUGAACCCUGCUCAUGAGUUGGGAGCAUGCAUGUAGGAUUUAGCCUGGACCGGCUUGUGGGGAUGUAGGGCGAAUAUCCGCGGAUAUUUCCAAACGCAGUAUAGAAGAGAAAUCAGCCCGUGUUCCUGGGGAUGGCAGGCGGGGGAGGUGCAUGUACACUGGGCUGGAUGAGAAAUAAUGAGGACCCCUGCUCAGAGGAUUUCAUUGACAGACUGCGGGUUUUAUUGGCAGCCUGAAUACUCCAUAUUCAAUAAUAAAAUUAACCAGUUGUGGUUUUGUUAUCACCUCUGAGUGCAGCCCUCAAAGUCAAGACAUUAGUGCUCAAUGGGCUGAUAUUAUCUUCAGAAGAGGUUAUGUGUUUAUUACAGCGAAGGAUUCAAUAUUAUAAAUCAUGAGCCCAUUGUUUUUAAGUUUACUCUGCUUAAGUGUAAAAGCAAUGUAGGUCAUUGUUAUGGUAACUGUUUUGUUCAUUGUAGGCAGCAAUUUACAGGCCAGAAUUCACUCAGCGAUCAGAAACUCAUCAGACUGAAGGCAUAUAUCUAAAUUUCUCUUAUCAGACCUGCUGUCUCGUAGAUAAACACAUAUUCACGUCUCCUGUGAGAGUCGGUGGCAGCUUUCCAAAAGACACAAUUGUAGAAACAAUCAAUUAGGUUUCGGGGGGGUUACACUCAUGGAUCUGCUCUGCUGAGUGUCAUUGUUUGACCUAAUGUACAUUGUCCCUGAGUGAACUUGCCUUUGGGAAUACAUGUUACUUACACACUGCAUAGCAACAGCACAGCAGCAACCGGUGACAGGAUUUGGCAAAGUUUCAACAGCGAGAUGUGGUGAUGGGGGAGAGCAGUUGCGGCUCUCUGAUCCUCUGAUCCCCUCUCCCCCCCACCGGUGGUCGAGGACCCCUCGUCUCUGUCAAUGGGCCCUGUAUGGAUUUUGUGCCUGAGUUGACAGAGGGCAGGCCUAUAACGUCAAACAGCAGUCGGGCUGCCAUGAACCCAUACGGCAGAGCGAGCAGCACAGCAGCCCCCCUGUCCUGCACCAGCUGUGGGGGCUGCUGCUCCCCGCCUCCCCCUUGCCUAAUCCCACUCGGGCCUCCCACCUCUACUACCUCCUCCUCAAUGCCCCCGAACAUGACCCCUCCGCCGCUGAUGUGUCCGGCCCCAAUAGUGCAGGUGGAGAAUGGCAGCAGCUGGAACUCCUCCACCAUGUCCUCCUCCGGCUCCCCAGACUCCCACCCUGGUCACCACUGUGGUGCCAACAACCCCUACUGGACGGCAGUGUUUGACUAUGAGGCCACAGCAGAUGAGGAGUUAACCCUGCGGCGAGGGGACCUUCUUGAGGUCCUCUCUAAAGACUCCAAAGUGUCUGGGGAUGAGGGUUGGUGGACGGGCAAGAUCCAGGACAAGGUGGGUAUCUUUCCAUGCAACUACGUCACGAGGGGCGACACCGCCAACUACCAGCAGCUGACCGCAGGAGGGCUGGUGGCAGGUGGUGUGGGUGAGUGCCCCUUGGAGAUAGACUUCUCAGAACUGCUCCUGGAGGAGGUGAUUGGAGCUGGUGGGUUUGGGAAAGUGUACAAAGGAGUAUGGCGGAAUGAAGAAGUAGCUGUAAAGGCUGCCAGGCAAGACCCAGAUGAGGAUAUUAGUGCCACAGCAGAGAGCGUACGGCAGGAGGCCAGGCUGUUCUGGAUGCUCCGGCACCCCAACAUAAUUGCGCUCCGUGGGGUCUGCCUGCGCGAGCCCAACCUGUGCUUAGUGAUGGAGUACGCCAGAGGAGGGGCUCUGAACCGAGCACUGGCUGGGAAGAAGGUUCCCCCGAGGGUUCUGGUGAACUGGGCGGUCCAGAUUGCCACAGGGAUGGACUACCUGCACAACCAGGCAUUCGUACCUAUCAUCCACAGAGACCUCAAGUCCAGCAACAUCCUGAUCCUGGAGCCGCUGGAGCGGGAUGGCUUGGGCGGCAAAACCCUGAAGAUCACAGACUUCGGUCUGGCCAGAGAAUGGCACCAGACCACAAAGAUGAGUGCAGCAGGGACUUACGCCUGGAUGGCCCCAGAGGUCAUCAAGCUCUCCCUCUUCUCCAAGAGCAGCGAUGUGUGGAGUUUUGGUGUGUUACUGUGGGAGCUGCUGACUGGCGAGGUUCCCUACCGGGAGAUAGACGCGCUUGCAGUCGCUUACGGUGUCGCCAUGAACAAGCUAACACUCCCCAUCCCUUCAACGUGCCCUGAACCUUUUGCUCAGCUGUUGGGAGAGUGCUGGAGCCCAAACCCCCGCAGCAGGCCCUCCUUCACCAGCAUCCUGAGGCGACUGCUGGCCAUCGAGCAGUCGGCCAUGUUUCAGAUGCCUCUGGAGUCCUUCCACUCCUUACAGGAGGACUGGAGGCUGGAGAUCCAGCAGAUGUUUGACGAGCUCAGGGCCAAAGAGAAGGAGCUGAGGUCCUGGGAGGAGGCGUUGGCCCGAGCAGCCGAGGAGCAGAGGGAGCAGGAGGAGCAGCUCAGGAGGAGAGAACAGGAGCUGGCAGAGAGGGAGAUCGACAUUGUGGAGCGAGAGCUGAACAUCAUCAUCCACCAAAUGUACCAGGAGAAACCCAGCGUGAAGAAGAGAAAAGGACACUUCAAGAAGAGCAGAUUACUGAAGUUGGGCCGAGACAGCAACUGCAUCAGUCUGCCCUCUGGCUUUGAACACAAGAUCACAGUCCAGGCAUCUCCCAGUGUGGACAAGAGGAAGACUCAGGGGAGCGAGAGCACCACCCCGCCCGCCAGCCCAGGGGUCAUACCCCGCCUGAGAGCCAUAAGAUUAACACCGAGCGAUGGCAGUAAGACGUGGGGCCGCAGCGCUGUGUGUAAGAAGGAGGACCUGUCCACCAGCAAGAAGAAAGGACGCACCUGGGGACCGAGCUCCACCCUCCAGAAAGAGAGGGUCGGCGGGGAGGAGAAACUGAAGUCACUUGGUGAGGGAUGCAAAGUUUGGUCAUCCAGCGCACCAAAUCUGGGCAAGUCGCCCAAACAUGCACCCAUGACCGCUGGCUUCUCCAGCCUCAAUGAAAUGGAGGAGUGCUGUGAGUUUGAGGAAUCACCAGGGUCCCUGCAGCCCUCAGAGACCAGCAGCAACGGGGCUGUGGAUGACUCAGGGUCCCUGUGGGGAAGCCUGGGGCCAAACACGUUGCCUACUGUUGUUAACACGAGCUCCUGUCAGGGCCCCGUCGGGCUGGGGACGGGGGUGAGCAACCAGGACUCACUCCGUCGCUGCAGCCAGAGGAAGAAAAGCGAUAUGUUGCUGUUGGGUUGUGCCUCUCUGCUCGCGUCUGUCGCCCUCGGACAAGAUCUGAUGCAGCUGGGAAAACUACAGGUGCUCCAGGAUGAGCAGGACCUCAGAGAGGAGCAGCGUAAGAAGAAGGAGGGUCUCUUCCAGCGGACGGGACGUUUCCGUCGCAGCACCUCUCCACCCAGCAGAAACCUCUCCCUGUCCCUCUCCAGACAUCACGACUCUGCGCUCCCCUGCCUGGACCCUUCUCCCUCCGUCACACUCCUCUCUCUGUCUUCUCUGUCUGACUGCAACUCCACCAAGUCCCUUCUUCCCUCCGACCCAGACGAUUACCCCCUGACACCAAUGACGGGGAUCAAAACACCGGUGGCACCGCCAGCUCCUGCCCUCAACCCACUCUUGGACUUGCGGGCAGAGAGCUUCAAGAAGGAGCCCAACCAGUCGCUCACGCCCACCCAUGUGUCUGCAGCCAUGGCCAUGAACAGAGGGCACAGACGGACCCCUUCAGAUGGGGCGAUACGACCCCGAGCUCAAACUCUGGGACACCGCAGGACACCGUCAGAUGGAAGCAUGCCCAUGCCUCCUCCACCGGGGGCACCACACAUCCAUACCAACAAAGGCACGCAGGACACUCUGGACAUCCCCCGCCUCCCUGACCCAUCCAUCAUCUACCCGGUCCCCCAUCGGCGUAAAGCUCCCGCUCCACCAAUCCCCGACCAGUUUCCUCUCUGCCUCAUCAGCCCCCUUGAGAGACCCAAGACGCUGGAGUUCGCCCCCCGGCCACGGCCCACGCCGGCCAGGAUGAGAGCGGACCCCUGGAAGCUGGGCUCUCUCUCCCGGACCCUCAGCUCGUCUCCGGGCAGCAGCUGCGACAGCCCCCUCGGUUCGGGGGACAGCAGCGCCAGCACCACACGACCCAACCUGAUGGACAUGGACAUGGAGGGCCAGAAUUUGGACCAGACUGUCCCUCUGUGUGGACAGCGGAAGCCUGCCACUCUGUGUGGACACCAGUACUUAUAGUGAAAAACUUUUCCGCGUUGGAAGAAGCCGUUCCAGGACGUUAAAGCUUGGGCUGAAUGCCUACUGAUGUCUGAGCCGAGCAAAGUGCACUCACUGAAGUUUGCAAAAACAUCCCACUUCUUGUUUUGGGCACUUACUGGAAGCCAUUCCUCUCAUAAGGUGUGAAACCCUUACAGCAAGCCUUUCCCUGAUAGUGCUCUCUAACCUGCACGACACCGAGGGUCAUAGAGGCCCAUUAAAAGCCUUGUAGUGUGCACACCCACCUACCUUACCCUGCCCACCUUUGAAGCCCCACAACCACAACACACUCACAACCUUCAAAAGCCAUUCGAGUACUUAAAAAGCCACUUUUUCGACUUUGCUAACUGUUCAUCUGCUUGUGCUUUUGCUUUCAUCUGUGUAGCUGCCCACUGUCCACUUGCAUCUCUCACUCCAAAGAUGUUCACUCACAUUUCACCCAAACAUUCACCGUUCCAGGAGUCGACAGAAACAGGAGCGGGACUGUUUCCUUAAUGAGAGUGUCUUUGUUCUUAUUUUGCACGCCAUUUGUUCUGCCGGUGCACAAACAUCUCCCAUGCCUUCAUCCUCACACACACAUCAUCUCUCUGCAUGGGGGUCAUCGUCCUCUCCCCUCCAAGACCGAGACAGGAAGAAGAAGCCUUUUUCUCACAGCACUGGUGGACUGGUUACAUCCUCAGCCUUGUACAGUAAAAAAAAAAAAAAAGCAGAGUUUAUUUUCUCAGUGCUUGCACCAUCCCAACCUGUUAGCAAAAAUUUUUUUUAUUGGUUUGGCAGACCAGGUGUGUUUCUCUCUGUGUGAAUGUGUAUAUAUUACUGUACAUGUGUGGAAGAACAAAAUGGGUUCUUUUUUUUUGUUUUGCGUGCUGGUGCUUUUUCAGUGCAUGUUGUUUUACGUGUGAAUGGUUCGCUGUACGACACGUGCGACACUUCUUUGAAUUAAGAUCUCAUCUGUUUGUCUUUUACACGUUUUACAUUCCUCACUAGCAGUCAGUAGCACUCUGUAUGGAUCCCGUUCAUGCCACUUAAAUGGACACGAAAGAAGGAAAUGCUGAUUUCAACCUCAUGUCGGACCGUUUGGAAGCUUCACAUUCUCCUCUGAUUGGUUGAAUUCAACACCAGUGGCACCUGAGGAGCCAUGUUAGUCAGCCUCUCUGUGGACCUGUGGACUGAAGUCACGGCUGACAAAUCAAAUUUUACUUGCGGAGUUGUUUUCGCACAGUGGUCGAAAAUUUCGUCUUGGCUGCAGGUGGUAUUUUACUUGACAGUGGAAAUUUCUCUCGGUGAGUGUGAGUGAGUGGACAUGCGUGUGUGUGCGUGUGUGUUAUUAUUUGUAUGGGAUGAUGACAAUCCCGUCGGUAGAAGAGUGGGCCCAAACUCAUUCUCCUCGUGUGGUUAAGAACACUGAGUAUUUAUUAAAUUUAUUGUUAUUAUUGGAAAGGAUUAAUUGUUAUUACGACGCUCUUCCUGGGAUAUCUGUAUAUAUUUGUUAAUAUAACAGGAAAAACCUGGGAAACUGAAACGUCCAUGUUGUCUCCAGUCUCAACCUGUGACAUUUCUGGGUUCAGUGAGGAGUAAGUGUGAAAUGUGAAUGAGAGACGAAUAAAAUACAAAGAAAGAUACUUAAGUGUCAGUGCUACUUCUGUUGUUUUUAAUUUCAUCCAUUAUACACAGCAUGGUGGUGCAGUGGUUAGCACUGUCGCCUCACAGCAAGAGGGUUUCUGGAUCGAACCAUGGGGUGAAGGAGCCCUGCUAUGUGGAGGUUACAUGUUCACCCUGUGUCAGCGUGGGGUUUUCUCUGGGUGCUCCGGCUUCCUCCCACAGUCCAAAGACAUGCAGGUUAAGUGGUGACUCUAAAUUGUCCGUAGGUGUGAAUGUGAGUGUGAAUGGUUGUCUGUCUCUAUGUGUCAGCCCUGCGAUAGUAUGGUGACCUGUUCAGGGUGUACCCUGCCUCUCGCCCGAUGUCAACUGGGAUAGGCUCCAGAAUGAAUGAAUGAAUCCAUUAUAUAAUAGAUCAUAUAAUGUCUGAGCAGUGAUUAAAGAAGUGCUCAGACUAAUUACUUAAAAGUAGCAAACACAACAAUGUAAAAAUACUUUAUUACAAGCACGAGUCCUGCAUUCAAAAUCCUACUUUAUUUAUAUAGCACCU